Messenger RNA from Grammomys surdaster, 4701 nucleotides. It is a transcript of the gene Zc3hav1, whose product is annotated as zinc finger CCCH-type containing, antiviral 1. The coding region runs from base 57 to 3053 and encodes 998 amino acids. The transcript is spliced from 13 exons. The record is from RefSeq and is a predicted model, not a curated record. NCBI's taxonomy places the organism in Eukaryota, Metazoa, Chordata, Mammalia, Rodentia, Muridae. Gene Ontology annotation, molecular function: NAD+ poly-ADP-ribosyltransferase activity; metal ion binding.
UCUCCGUGAAGGCGAGUCCCGCGCAGCGGCCCGAGCGGCGGCAGCCAUAGCGCGCCAUGGCCGAUCCCGGGGUGUGUUGUUUCAUUACCAAGAUCCUGUGCGCCCACGGGGGCCGCAUGACCCUGGAGGAACUGCUGGAUGAGAUCAGGCUCUCCGAGGCGCAGCUCGUAGAGCUGCUGGAGGCGGCGGGGCCCGAUCGCUUCGUGCUAUUGGAGACUGGAGGCCAGGCCGGGAUCACUCGGUCGGUGGUGGCUACUACUCGAGCCCGCGUCUGCCGUCGCAAGUACUGCCAGAGACCCUGCGACAGCCUGCACCUCUGCAAGCUUAAUCUGCUCGGCCGGUGCCACUAUGCACAGUCCCAGCGGAACCUCUGCAAAUAUUCUCACGAUGUUCUGUCGGAACAGAACUUCCAGGUCCUGAAGAAUCAUGAGCUCUCUGGGCUUAAUCAAGAGGAGCUGGCCGUCCUCCUGGUCCAAAGCGACCCUUUUUUCUUGCCUGAGAUAUGCAAGAGUUACAAAGGAGAGGGCCGCAAACAGAUCUGUGCGCAGCCACCACCGUGCGAGAGACUUCACAUCUGUGAGCACUUCACCCGGGGCAACUGCAGUUACGUCAACUGUCUCAGGUCUCACAACCUGAUGGACAGAAAGGUGUUGGCCAUCAUGAAGGAGCAUGGGCUGAGUUCUGACGUGGUCCAGAAUAUCCAGGACAUUUGCAACAACAAGCAUACCAGGAGGAACCCCCCUGGCACGAGAGCUCCCCAUCCCCAUCGCAGAGGCGGGCAACACAGAGCCAGAAGCAAGAGCAGAGAUCGCUUCCUUCACAACAGUCUGGAGUAUCUCUCAACUGUCUCACCUCUGGGAUCUGGUCCACCUAGCCCAGAUGUCACCAGCUGUAAGGAUUCCCUGGAGGAUGUGUCUGCAGAUAUCACCCAGAAGUUCAAGUACCUGGGGACUCACGACCGUGCCCAGCUUUCCUCUGUCUCGUCUAAGGCUGCUGGUAUCCGAGGGCCCAGUCAAAUGAGAGCGAGCCAGGAGUUUUCGGAGAACGGGGAUCCAGAUGGCUUAUUUUCUAGGAAUCGUUCUGAUUCGUCUUCAAGUCGAGCCUCCGCUGCCGGCUUUCCACUUGAUGUGGCACAGAGAAAUGAAGCCAUGGCCAUGAAAAUGGGCGUGCCUUCUGGACACCGCACGGAGGUCCUGGGCAAGAACGAGGCUCCCGACACCGAUCACGUGCCAUUUUUAAAUAGUUAUAUUGAUGAGGUGACAGUGGAAGAAGUGUCAGGAAUUCUAGGUAAAAGGGCCACAGCCAACGGUCUGGAAGAAAUGAUAUUACCUAGCAACCGUCUGAAGAGUGUGGUUAAGCCCCAGGAUCCCCAGAUCUCUAGCAGAAUGACUGACAGUGGCCAAGACAUGGCAUUCCUGCUUAGUAAAUAUGGAGAAAACCCAGCGUGGGCAAGCACAUCUACCCAUAAUGCCCCAAAUGGCUCUAGUCAAAUUAUGGAUGAGAUGCCUAAUGUCUCUAAAAGUAGUACCACUGGAUUUGGCAUAAAAUCACCACCAGUUACUGGAGGAAAAGAAGCAGUCUAUUCUGGAGUUCAGAGUCUGAGAAGCCAGGUUCUGGCUAUGCCUGGGGAGACCACUACCCCUAUACAGGGCAGCAGCAGGCUGCCUCAGUCACCUCUGUCUUCUUCAAGCCACAGAGUUGUGGCCUCUGGGAGCCCUGGCAAGAACAACAUCCAUGCCUCUGUGAGCCCAGCCAGUGAGCCCUCAAGGAUGACAUCAGACCCUGAUUUCCUACGCCACAUCGUAAGUCCUACGUCUAGUAUGGAUGAUCACGGCCUGAGGGAAAUCUGUCAGGACCACCUGUACAAGGGCUGUCGACAGAGCAACUGCAGCAAGAGCCACUUCUGUCUGCCCUACCGGUGGCAGGUGUUCAUAUGUACCGCUUGGAUGGAUUUCCAGGACAUGGAGUACAUCGAGCGGGCCUAUUGUGACCCCCACGUUGAAGUCAUUUUGAUAGAAAAACAUCAGAUCGAUUUCCAGAAAAUGACUUGUGAUUCCUACCCCAUCCGCCGCCUCUCCACUCCUUCAUUUGUUGAAAAGCCGCUCAAUUCCGCCUUCACCACCACGUGGCUUUGGUACUGGAAGAAUGAACUUAAUGAGUACAUUCAGUAUGGGGAUGAGAGCCCAGGCCAUACCAGAUCCGAAAUCAACUCUACAUACCUGGAGACUGUCUUCCAGUCCUGUCCCAGGGGAGUUUUGCCAUUCCAGGCUGGUUCACAGGGGUAUGAGUUAAGCUUUCAAGGGAUGAUUCAGACAAAUAUAGCUUCCAAGACUCAAAGGCAUGUUGUCAGAAGGCCUGUAUUUGUUUCUUCGAAGGAUGUGGAGCAGAAGAGAAGAGGUCCAGACCAUCAGCCAGUGAUGCCCCAGACAAAUGCUUCGACCCUGUAUCCUCUUUCCCAGAGGAGUGCUAUCGAUGUUUUUCCUAAGGAAUAUGAGUUUCUAGAACUCAAUAGCCAGGAUGCGGAAUAUGUCAAAAUAAGUCAACAGUUUAGCUCAUCCAUGAAACCUUUCAAGAUUGUGAAGAUACAGAGGAUAUGGAAUCAAAAGCUCUGGGAUGCUUUUGACAGGAAGAGGCAAAAGAUGAAAAAUAAAACUGAGAUGCAGCUGUUUCAUGCAGCACACCGUACUCAUGUGGAUUAUAUCUGUAAGAAUAAUUUCGAGUGGAUCCUACAUGGAAAUCAGGAGACCAGAUACGGAAAAGGAAAUUAUUUUGCCAAAGAAGCCAUCUAUUCCCACAAGAGUUGUUCAUAUGAAACCAGAAACAUUGUUAUGUUUGUAGCCCGAGUCCUGGUUGGAAAUGUCAUUGAAGGAAAUAUGACAUUUAGUAGCCCUCCUGCGCUCUAUGACAGCUGUGUGGACACCAGGCUGAAUCCCUCUGUCUUUGUCAUUUUCCGGAAAGAACAGAUUUACCCAGAGUAUGUAAUUGAGUAUGUGGACUCGGAGAAAGAGAAAGAGAAAGAGAAAGAGAAAGAGAAAGGGUGCAUAAUUAGUUAGAAAUGACGUAUGCCGUGCCGAAACCAUUCUGUUGCUGUCUAGGACCAAGUCAGCCCCAGACAGUAGAUAGUCUUUUACAUUCUCUUGCUACAUUACCUAACGUCUUAAACCAGCUUCUUGUUCCCAAGUCCAUCUUUACCUCCCCAGUACCAGCCCUUCUGGUGUUCUUACUGUCCUUGGUGCCUCCUGCACCUAAUUCAUUGGUUCUAGAUGAACUAUUCUGUUAGUUUUUAUCACCUAGUAGGCAAUAUCUGUUUUGUCUAAUAUUCAAAGUGCAAUUCGGGUAUAGAUUCUCCACAGAUUACAUUAAUUUAAAAAAUAUAUCAAAUUUACUAUCAUGUAAGAGGGAAGUAUUAGGUCAUAACUUCGGCCCGACUUUACAGUACUGAGAAAUAAUGGAGUCGUCAGAUGCCUACACUUACCAUGAACCAGUAUGAGCUUAUAAGAAAGGAAUUGGAGGAACAUGAAAAAGCAGGAACAUGUGUAGACAUCAGAGUAAAGACUAACGAUACACGUUAUUUGUAAAUGUCAGCAGCUACCUGUACAUGGUAAGAACGAAAUACCUUCAUUGAAAUAAAGAUACAGUACAAAAGAACUUACAGAUUGUCAGAACAGCGAGAAUGAAGAGAUACGUUCUUGCGGGCGGACGAGCUGUAAGUAGUACAUGAAUGUCUAAAGAGACAUUCAAAACUCGAAUAGGGCGCAGAGUAAUUUCUUAUUGUGAGGAACUGCCCAGUGUAUUGAAGGAUGCACAGUUGGCUCUCACAUGCUAAAUGCCAGUGGCGCCCUCCUUUGCCCGAAGUCAUGACAACCACAGACCCUACUAGACCUGUUCAUCCUUUUAAAGGUAGAUCUUUGAUAACAUCCUUGAGAUGAUUUAUAGGUAAUCUAAUCCACAUUUGAGUUUAUUCAGACUUAAUUUAGUGCCCUGCUUAUGUUAUAAAUGGAAACUUAGAAAGUCAGAACUCUGUAAAGGAUACAAACUGUAAGUACUCAGACAUGACUAUGCUAUCAGCUACGAAGCAUGUUAACUCUCACUAGGAAUAGGUUUGGCUUAAGAGUCCAGCAGGGGUAACAUCUAAGCUGAAUGAAGUUCAGGAAAAUGAAAGAUUAAAGGGAUGUGUGACAGAAUGCAGUAUUAGGGUACACCACAGCAGACUCCGCACCUUAUCUGUCUAUGGUGAAGGAAAGGGCGCAAUCACUCUAAUUGAAAUGAUAGAUAAUAAGACAGGACAAAUUACAGUCUGUCUCAGAGGAAUCCAAGGAUUCUUUCUCAGACAAAUUGUAGGUCCUGCAUAAAUGUCCAACAGGACAUUAACCAGUCGUAAAGGUGCAGAACGGUUUGUGUGUGGGACUGACCCAUCCACACACAGCAGGGUGCUUGUUCUGCCUCAGGCUGCAUCUACUCAGUGCGGUUAAUAAACUUUAGAUACAAAGCCAACAACCAUCACUCUCCAGUAUACUACAGUGGGGACCGCUGAUCUAGUUAAUGGUAGUACUCUUAGAUCAAUUCAAUUGUUUUAUUUCCACUGUUUUACUACAGAAUAAACCAGGACCUUGCCUCUUAAGCUCUUGGUUUUUAAAAAUGCUGUGUUCCUUGAUUUAUAAUCCUUCUUGUUUGCUCAAUAAAAAGAAAAAAGUAAUUUGA